Lichtheimia ornata is the source of this 330-nucleotide messenger RNA. Its product is annotated as small nuclear ribonucleoprotein Sm D1. Gene Ontology annotation, biological process: spliceosomal snRNP assembly; RNA processing. Lineage: Eukaryota; Fungi; Mucoromycota; Mucoromycetes; Mucorales; Lichtheimiaceae. The transcript is spliced from 3 exons. The coding region runs from base 1 to 330 and encodes 109 amino acids. The record is from RefSeq and is a predicted model, not a curated record. Gene Ontology annotation, cellular component: SMN-Sm protein complex; U5 snRNP; precatalytic spliceosome. Gene Ontology annotation, molecular function: RNA binding.
AUGAAGUUGAACAACGAGACGGUGAGCGUCGAGCUUAAGAAUGGCACAGUGGUCCAUGGCACUAUUACUGGUGUUGAUAUGAGCAUGAACACGCACUUGAAGACUGUAAAGAUGACCGUCAAGAAUCGAGAUCCCACCAGCCUUGACUCUCUCAGCAUUCGUGGCAACAAUAUUCGAUGCGUUAUCUUGCCUGACAGCUUACCACUUGAUACAUUGCUUAUUGAUGAUACACCCAAGGCAAAGGCUAAAAAGAAAGAAGGUCCAGCAGGUCGUGGACGUGGACGUGGUGGUCCUGUACGAGGACGAGGAAGAGGACGAGGAAGACGCUAA